This is a messenger RNA of Penicillium nucicola, 1038 nucleotides long. RefSeq lists its product as uncharacterized. The record is from RefSeq and is a predicted model, not a curated record. Bases 1 to 1038 code for a protein of 345 amino acids. The transcript has 5 exons. Lineage: Eukaryota; Fungi; Ascomycota; Eurotiomycetes; Eurotiales; Aspergillaceae.
AUGGCCCCCUCGGCACCACCAAUAUUCGCACGCACCCGCCCGGUCGCAACCACGCGCCAUCCCCCCCUGCCCCUGACUUCGGAGGGUGAUAGUGACUCAUCCUGUGUGUCUUUUCGGCCGGACUGCAGCGAUAGUGAUGAAUCAGACGCCGAUCAAGCACCAGAUUCGACAAUCCAGACUUCACCUAAGUCUUCACGGUCUUCCGAACAAUGCGAUGGAGUCUCCGGCAGCUCCAAACCCUCCGUGCGCGUCCCGGUCCGCUCUGGGGGCUUGCCAGAUUUUAGUGAUGAUCCAGAUGAUGACACUGAUAAGGACAUUGCAAACAUUCCUCUCGACUAUGGGCGUUCAGAGAAAACUAAGGUUCGCGGGGUUCGAAUUGAGCAACGCUGGCACAAGUAUUGUCGAGUGAAGGUCAAAACCCCUAAUGCGCUUUUGAAAUGGAACGAUCCGACAGAGGCUCUUCGACAGAUGACUCCUAAUGAUGUACAUCGGUUUCUCAACUACUGCCUGAAACUCAAGUAUGGCGAAGGUGGUAGACAUUUGAAGGGAACAACGAAAGCUAGCGCUCUCAAAGCUGAUUGGAAGACUUUCCGAGGCUAUUUUCGAAGAGUAACCCGUACUAGGAUCAGUCCUGAAGAUAGUGAAGAGAUAAAUGCGGGGAUUCGGAAACUGAUCGACAAGUUCAACCUCAACCAACAAGAGCGAGGCAAAGAACCGGUCUAUGUACAAGACUUGACCGAAUUGAAUGAGACCAUUCUUCGAACCCAGGAAAGGCGGUUUCAUUUUGGAUACGAGCGUAUUCAAAUGUGUCUCUUCAGCAUGCUUGGCAUUUACACCGUGAAUCGACUGAGUGCCCUGCUUUCGUUACAAUUGAAGCAUCUACAGUUCUCUAUACAGAAAGAUCCUCAGGGUGGCCCUCCUGUGCUUCUGGCGGAGAUCAGGUCAGAGCACACGAAGCAGUUCCUCGGGUCUGAAGCAAUCAAUACUUUUCCAUUCCCUGAAAUCAUUGACGGGCAAUGCCGACUCGAUCCGAUUUAA